GGGGUUGAAACGCGAAGGGGGGAAGGAGCAGUAGGCAGAGGCCGUGGCUGGACAAUGACUGACGUGGAAAGUGUCUGGGAGUGAGUCACCAACUUCGCCGAGGAAAAACAGACUUAAAAGGGAAAGUUUUUGCUUGUUUUUAAGCUGCUGUGAGUGUUUUUCUACUGCAGCAGGAUGAGUCUAGAUAAAGCGGAGCUGUGUGAUUCCCUGUUAACCUGGGUAAGUUUGAUGUUAGCUUGGAGCUUGGCUAACCGCCGGCUAACAGGUGCCAGCAGGUGUUUGUCAAUUGGGGUGACACACUGUUCAGUUAAACCUUUAAAGCUAAGACCUCUCCAAUAGAGGCUUUAUUAGCUCAUGAAUUUAACGUGUACGCAGCUGGCAGGUAGAAAGUUGUGCGUUUGGAAGCUAACUUUAGCUAGCAAGGUGAGCUAACUAGGUGUGGAAACAUAGUAAGUUUGCUCACUUUGGUCUGUUUUAUCUCUAACUGUUUCCAAACUAACUGCGGUGUCAGCUGAAGAUUACAACUUAAAAACAAACUCAAAUAGCUCAGUGUGAGUAGUGUAAAGUUAUCUCAGGCUAUCUAAGGUUUAAGUCAUUUUUAAAGCACAGAGGAAAGCCACCUGUUUGGUACUUUCACACAGCAGCAAGUGUGCGACACUCUGAAGUAGGUCUGUAAUCCCCCACAGUCAUUUAAGUGAUGUUUACAAAGACUGGGUGACAUGAGACUAAACAGCAUUUUAUGAAUAGCACCCACCUUACUUGUAGGUACUGUUAAGAGUGUCCUAAAAGUCACCUUCUUAGUUCUUUUCUCUCUUUACCCAGAGGCAUUAAGGGGUUCAGGAGUAAAAUGUAACUGCCCCUGUCUAGAAAUCUUUUCAGCUCUGAAAAAAACUUUAUAUAUAAUUCCUGGAUCAUAUCAGAGCUCAAUGCAAUCUUCCAGCAAGCUGAGUAUAACUCUAAAUGAGAAGUCUAAAGGUAGUACGAGGAGUAGUUUUAUUUAUAAUACGUUAAAUUAAAACAAGUUUAAUUCUUAUUUUGAUGCAACUGCUUUUUGUCUCUGUAAACCCAGUCCCAAAAACACUGGGUGCCUUGAGUCAAAACAGUGUUUUAUGAAUAACACCCACCUUACUUGUAGGUGGUGUUAAGGGUAUUUUAAAAGUCACCUUUUUAUUUAUUUUAUUUUUUUUCCUUUACCCAGAGGUAUUAAGGCAGUGGUUCUCAAGUCCAGUCCUCGAGCCCCCCUCUGUCCUGCAUGUUUUGGAUGUUCCCCUGCUCCAACACACCUGAUUCAAAUGAUCAGCUCGUUAUCAAGCUCUGUAAUGGCUUAAUAACGAGCUGAUUAUUUGAAUCAGGUGUGUUGGAGCAGGAAAACAUCCAAAACAUGCAGGACAGUGGGGGCUCAACACUUGAUUGAGAACUACUAUAUUAAGGGGUUCUGGAGUAAAAUGCAAGUGCCCCUGCCUAGAAAUCUUUUCAGCUCUACAAAAACGUGAUGAACAAUUCCUAGAUGAUAUCGAAGCUCAGUGCAAUCUUCCAGCAAUCUGAGUAUAACACUAACUGAGAAGCCCAGAGGUAGUAUUAGGAAUAGUUGUUUCAUUUAUAAUACAUUACAUUAAAACAAGUUUAAUUUAUUUUGAUGCAACUGCUUUUUGUCUCUGUAAACCCAGUCCCAAAAACACAGGGUGCCUUGAGUAAAAUGUUGAUACAGACAGGUUUUCCUAAAAGUGGUGCAAAGAGAACAUAUCAAAAGUUAAAACUGAAAAAUGUAUUGUUUUAUGCAAAGUAUAUGUCUGUUUAAAUUCUUGUGUCAGCAACAUAUUUCAGAAAAGUGCGGACAGAGACAGUAAAAAGUUGUGUGAAUGUCUCACAACUAAUAAGAAUAGUUUGCAAUAGGUGAGAAACAUCAUGAGGUGUAAAAAAAAAAAGGACCUCCUGGAGAAGCUGAGUCCCUUUUUAUAAGUAACAAUGGGAAGAGGUUCACCACUCUGUGAGAGAGUGAGCAAACACUCAAACUAUUUCAGAUUGUUGACAAGGCUGAAAAUCAAUGAUGGCUGUGAUCUUCGACCCCUGGGUGGCACUGCAUUCCAGACAUGACUGUUGUGGAAAUCACAACAUUGACUAAAAUCACGUCAAAAACAAAUAUCUGUGUGUGAACACAGUUUGUGGCUGCAUUAACAAAUGUAGGUUAAAAAAAGGAACACCUGCAACCUCUCUAUGCCUAAACUUUUGUAGCCCUUUAAUGCCUGACACCACAAAUUAUGGCCAGAAAAUUCAAAUUUGUUUGGAGCUGAAAUGUUUAUUUAACUUACCACUGAAACCAAAAAUAUCUAAAUAUCAUUAAAAUUAACAAAUGUAUUUAUUUAUCUCGUCUGAUACAUUAGAUGAUUUUGGAAUCUAAUGAACUACAAGAGGACAUUUUUUAAUUAUUUAUCCGACUGUAUUCAGGUGGGGUUUUUUUGGGGUAAUUUGUUGAUCAUAUUGAUUUGAUAGAAGUAUAUGAAAGUAUGUAUCAAAUAUGAUACAAAAGGCAUUAGAGGGUGAAGAAGGACUAAGUGAGGGAGUUUGACAUUCUUUUUGGAAAAUCAGAGAUGCUAUACCCUUCAACUCUGCCCUUUUGUUACUGGUAUCAAACUGAAAAUGAGCAUAGGUGUGUUAUGCUAUGAUUACAUUUUUUACAUUCAACAACUGAUAUGUUUUUGCUCUUGUAGGAUUUUGUUUGGUUUGCAAACUGUUUUAAAAUCAGUUUUGAUGAAUAUUUUACAUAGCAGCCUGAUUUUUUUGGAUUGCAGAAUGUCUUUACAGUAUCAAGUUUCAAAUAUUUUACUGUCUCACAAUCUGACUUUCUUUUACUGUCUUCACUUGCAGUUACAGACAUUUCAGGUGCCAUCAUGCAACAGCAAGCGUGAUCUUACAAGUGGAGUGGCCAUUGCACAUGUGCUGCAUAGAAUGUAAGAACAUUUGUACCACAUUCUCAGUUUAAAUAAACUGCUUUGCACAUUUACGACUGUUUUACAAGUAUUUUGUGGUAUUGCUGUGUAUCACUGACCAGCGUGCACCAGUGGUUGAGCUGUUUAAGUACUUGCACCAUAAACUCUUAGGAACUGCUGCUAGAGGUUUAUUCAGAGCCUACUCGGUGAGUUUUGCUUAUCUGUCCGAUUUGCAAAAGGCCUUUUCCAAUGCAAACUUGAAUCAACAGAGUCUGGAUUUGUGGUUCCCUAUCUCAAAACAUAGUUGGGAUUUUUAUGUGUAACUCCUGGUCUGGCUUGAUAUUUGUGGCCAACAGAAGUAUAAGAAAAGUUAUCUAUUUGAAGGUCACUUUUUAAAAGAAAAUCCAAAGCUCGACUGCAUCUCGAGAUACAACCAGAACACCAAGCCCACAUGUGACUCUAAUGAACUGUUCUCCUCAAAUGUCAUCGGUUAGAUGAAUAGGAGUACAGGACAUUACUGCCCUGUGGCCCGCUGUGAGUCUUGAUGUCCAGAGAUUGGCCGUCCUUGUCGUCACUCGAGUUCUCUUGUGCUCUCAUUAACAGAGACCCCUCUUGGUUUAAUGAGACAUGGCUGGGCAGGAUCAAGGAGGAGAGCGAGGCCAACUGGCGCCUGAAGGUAAUUUGUGAAACAGCUGGAUAUGACAGAUUCCCCUGCAGUCACCAAGAAUGACAGAGAUGUCUAAUUUACAUCUCCUUAUUAAAGGAGAGAUCAUGAUAUUAACUCUGGUCUCGUUUAUUCCUUCAGGUCAGCAACUUGAAAAAGAUCCUGAAGAGCAUGCUGGAGUAUUAUCAUGAUGUAAGAACACUUUUAUUCGGCUUUGCCUCUUCUAGUUUGCUCGUAAACCUGAUAAACACUAAAGCCCACCUUACUAUCAUGGACAGGUUCUCGGUCACCAGGUAUCGGAUGCCCACUUGCCGGAUGUGAACCUCAUAGGAGAGAUGAACGAUGUCACUGAAUUGGGAAAGCUGGUACAGCUGGUGUUGGGCUGUGCCGUCAGCUGUGAGAAGAAACAAGGUAAACAGAGCGCUGUUACAGUAAGGAUAGAGGCGGAUGCAGCCAUUUGUGAAAAUAUCUCACAGGAUUAACUCAGAGUCAAGUCACAUGAUUUACUGAUCUGAUGUUUUCCCACAUUUGGAGGGAUGGUUUGGAUUUAUUGAAGUGGGGUUUCUAAGUUACUCCAGGAGCACCAACACAGGAGCUGAGCUUUGAAGAUCUGAGGCUGUGGUGAAGUUCAGAUGGUGUUAUGCUGGGAGUGUUGAUGUCUGUGGUCAGAUGAACUAGCCACAGCUCUAUAAGAGCCAGUAUCACUCAGCAGUACACAAAGUCUUGGACACAGUUUGUUUGAACAAUCUGAAAACACACAAACACUUUUGAACUUUUUUUAAACAUCAGGUUUUUGGCUUUGCUUUGCUUGGAUAGAACCAUUGUAAGUAUGGCUAAUGGCUCUCUGCUUGUUGAAAAGUCACCAAAACCGAAAUUCCCUCCUGAUGGGAACCGACAUCUGGAGUUUAGAGUGCAGAGAGUAGAGAUCUUUAUAUAAAGCUGUGGUUUCAACCCCCUUUCCCCUACUCAAAACAAUCUAUUGAAGGAGAAAACAGCAAAGCAUUCCCUUUCGACAGUACAGUUUUACAACUAUUAUGUUAUUAAAUGUUGAUGCUUAUCCAAUCAGAUCUUACAAAUUUAGUUUUCAUCAAUUUGGCACCACCUAUGGACAUAGUAGUCUUUGCUUAUCUUGUCUUUCACCAUUAAGAAGAGUCGCCUGACAAAAAACUCAUUCUGUUGGCUUUUGAUUGUCAGCUGUGUGGUUUGUUUUGAAUAUAUUACAUGGAAGUUGUAAAAACAGGGUUGUUAAUAAGUCAUUUUUCUGACACCCACACCUUCAUAUUGGUUUCAGAUAUUAAGAAUUACAACAUCAGCUGAUCAGCAGACUGAUAACUCUGAUCAUCUUGUUUACUUUUGUCUAUCAUUAAAUGGCAUCACUAUGAGUUUCAGUCUAUUUCAUAAAUGUUAAAAAACUUGUGACUUUACUAUCGUCAAUGACAGUUGUAUUGACUUGUCUACUCUUAGACACCCAAUACAACAUUUUACUGUCUAAAAUCUAAAAUUAGCUUCCUUGUCUGUGUUUCAGUCAGUCUCUUCUAACAGGCCUAAAAUUAAUCUGCCCUGUGUUGUAAAUUAACUUUAUCUUAUCAUUACCUUGUAGGACCCUACUUUAAAAGAUCUGAACUAUCCCUUUAAGAGUGUUAAAUGUAACAUUUCAGAGUAAAACCUGCUCAUUUGUUAUUUAAUCUGUACUUUGAAGAGCUGAGGGAGGGUGUCUGAAAAUAAUGUCAGCUGCUGUUUGAUAUGUGGGAGACUAUUCGUGUUAAUCUGUGUUUGGCUGCACCUUCACUCCUUUGUGUUGUCGUCUCCUAAUCACAGAGCAAAUCCAGCAGAUAAUGACACUUGAGGAAUCUGUCCAGCACGUUGUGAUGACAGCCAUUCAGGAGGUGAGUGAGCCCGGCACUUAUCCUCCUGCUUCCCUCUUCUCUGCAUUAAUCCCAGCUCUUAGUCACGCUUAAUUCACUAUCAAAGGAACACGGGUUGGCACAACACUGAACGCAGUCCCAGAAACCCUAUUAUGAGGUAUUUCAGGGAUGUGUUUAGUGUGCCAUUGGCGCUCAGAGGUGUGUUGAAAUGUGGCACUAUUAGGUGGGAAAACAACCUGUUCCAGAAAAGUUAUUUAGAAACCUAAUAAACCUGUUUUUCUUGGGCCAGGCUCUUGUAUUUGUCCUGUAAUUUGAGCUUUUCAUUGACUUUCUUGUCAUUUCUUUGUUGAAGCUUUUAUCAAAGGAGCCUUCAUCUGAACCAGGAAGCCCAGAGACCUACGGGGACUUUGACUACCAGGUGAAACUCAUUCUGGUUUCUUUAGUUUUUACUGUAUUCAGCAGAUCUGUUUGUAUUCUUUUUUUAACUCUUUCUGCAUGAAACUAGUAUCACAUCUCUUUUGUCUCAUUUCUCUGUUGGUUCUGUGUUUGCAGUCAAGGAAGUAUUACUUUCUGAGUGAGGAGGCAGAUGAGAAAGAGGACCUGAGCCAUCGCUGUCGAGACCUAGAGCAUCAGGUCUGUACUGAGAAUGGUGUCAAGGUUUCACCUCAGAUCCUUAAAGUCUGAGUCCUUUUGGUUUCAGCUCUGGCUGAGUUGGAGACACAUGAUGUAACUGUUGGUCGUAUCAAGUUUAUUUUCAUACUGCAGGAUUCAGCAUUUUAGGUUCUGAAAACAUUCCUUUCACAGAGACAAACAACCAGCAAAAGAAAUGUUUUGUUUUCGGUUCUGCUCUUUUAAACUCAGAACUUAAUUUGUCAUGACUCUGCGAAGAUGCUGUACUUAAAAAGUUGCGCUUUUAAACAAGUUAUGAUUAUACCUAACUUUUUGUUUCCUUCAUGGAGAAGUAAACUUUCAGAGAAAAAACUCAAAACAAACUUUUACCUCAACUUUGUGGUGAUAAGAGAAGAAUGCUGUUCGGAGUUGGACACUCUGCAGAGCCUAGCUGCUGUUGGGAAAAAAUGCACUGUAAAACUCGUACAGAGCUGCAGCUGGAUGGUUCUACUUUACUAUAUUUCUGUUGUAGUGAAAUAAAAAAACAUCUCCUCUGGUUCUCCAGUGAUCUUCUCGCAUGUGCAGCUGAGGCAGAGUAACUUCAGCUGAAUACUUGCAGCUGGGUAGCACUUAGCUUGGAGCGAAAGUUUAAAGCAUGUGGAUAAACCCUGGCUCUCCCUACGUGUAUACGGGCACUGUGCUUUCCAUCUUUGUUCCUUUCACGUCAUACAAGCUGCAAUGGGGAAAAUGGUUCCACUAAUGUUUGCUGCUUUUUAGCAGGUGUUUCUAAUAGUCCUGUGCAUCUCAAAGUGAGACACGUUUCUCCCACCGCAUGCUUCAAACAACUGGGUGUGCUGCCUUUAGCUGCAGCAGCCAUUCAACAAACUUUGCAGGGGACUUUUUUAAUCUUGAUUCCACCAAACCAGUUUCAAAUGACAGACAGUACUUUGGCACUUUGUUAUUUUUGGGAGCAGAUUUUUCUCUAGCUCUUGCAGCCAUAUUGUUGUUUAUUGUGUUCCUGAAGGAAGUAAACAAGAGAGAGGGUUUCAGCUUUGCAAGUCAGAGGGGUGCAGCAGAAGAAGUUUGAAGAGAAUAUCUACAGAUUUUCCUUUUUAAAAAGUUAUUCUAAACCACAAAUACAAAUAAUAUAAUACAUCUUAUUUAUCUCUCUGCAUUGAUUCACGCAUUUUCAACCAAAUUAGCACUCUCAGCACUGUGCUUUGUUGUGAUACAUCGCUAUAUGUGCUGCAGACAGUUCUGAGAGCAUUAAAACAAAUGCAGAAAAGAUUUACUCAGAUACACAAAAACUUUUUAUAUCUCCCAAGUCUAAUUUAUGUCUCCCAAGUUUGGGUCAAUAAUUGCUCUUUUUCCACCAUACACUGAACUUCCACAAAUUGGUUUAAUAAUGUAUGUGGCACAAUUAGUCUUUAAUUUAAAGACGGAAGAAGUGGAGAGUGUUCCUUUAGCUGUGAAAGAAAAAGCCCAAAAUGUGAUAGGUUUUGUUCAAUGAAGUGUUUUUGAAGGCCAAAAUUACUGCUAGUGCUUUUUUCUUUGACAAUUCACAUAAUGAGACACCAUGUACUUUGCACCUAAGGGUGUAGUUGCUAGAGGAUAAGCCCUAGCAUUAGCAGAUAUUAAAUCCAGUCGUGAUAAAGUGUCUGUAGAGUGUAAAGUUCACGUCAGGUCAGAUGUCAAGCAGAUGAACUUACAAACAGUAACAUUAGAUUACAUGAUGUUCUUGCAAUGACAGGGAGCUUAUGUCCAUACUGUUUCUUGAAACCACUUUGAGUGUAGCGAGGGAAGAUAACUCUGGUACAACAAGAGGAGUGGAUUCCACCAGUACAAUAAAAACUCCUACAAAGAGCAGUUAUUUUUGGAAGAAAAUACACUGAAUGACCUUUUUUUUUGUGAGAAUCAUGAACAGGAUCAAAGCAGGUUUGAGUCGAUGAAAUGAUGAAGAUUGUAACCUAAAGAUGAGAAACUGGGCCAUGGCUCUGUUUAAGCUCCUAUUAGUCAAACAGAUCAGUUGCUACUAUAACAUAAAACCAUUUCAGCCUUUUAUAAACCUGACUUUCAGAUAUUUUCUGGCCUAGUUUUGCUGCUCUGUAUGUGCUGGAUGUUGAAAGUGUGUGCCUGCUGCUUUCCAUGCCCUGGCCCUUAUUGAUCAGCCCGCCUGAGACUUUGUUUGUGUUCCCUUGGCUUGUUUUUGCACCGCCAACUGAGACAGGACUAAUUUAGUAUUUUCAAAAGAUACAAACCAGUCGAUAGUUGCAUAACAUCAAGAUAAAACUGACACAUUGCCUUGGGAUGGAGCGGUAGCCAACAAUAAUUUGUACUGCUCUCAGCCCACUUGUUUGUUUACUUACCAAGCCCACGCGUUAGGGAUUAGUCAUUUGUGUUGUUUUGAAAGCGAUUUACUGUCAUGGUCCUGUGCUAAAGCAUGCAAUCUGUCCUUAAGUUCAGUGUAGGGUUUUGCUGUAUUCAAACUGGAAAGAUGUCCACUGGGUAAGUUUCAAGUCCCCUGUUUUUUUUUUUUUUCUGUGACACCAGCUCGUCUCACUGUAACCCCAGCCUGAUUAAAACACGAACAUUUUGUGCUCACCUCUAAGCUGCAGUCUGUUGAACCAUCCAGCUUCAUCUGCCUGAAGUCAGAACAUUUCUCCUCUUUUAGCCGUAACAGAGUAACUCUAUGAUCCAAAGUCCUCAUUGAGCUGUGCAUAUUCUCCUAUUUAUAUCCUCAAAAUCUGGUUUUGACCUUGAGGCUAAUGCUAACAACUUCUCUAUUGAGAGAGGCCCAUUCGCCUGAGACCAUUUACACCAGCUGACUAACUUAUAUUUGAGAACUGAGCAUGUGAAACAAGGACUAAGCAUGUAUUAGGAGUCGUCUAAGCAUGAGGAAUGGUACGUGUGUCGCUGCAUCUCUGUGCUUUAUUUCUGUGAGUUUGUUUUUAUCAGCAGAAGGAGUAAACUUUUCUUCUCUUUUUCCAAAACCAAGUUUCUCCUUUUUUACUUUUUAACAGCUGCAGUUCAUCCACUCAUCUCCGGUCUGUUCUCCUUUUCAGCAAAUUCUCCUCCUGUUCAUUUUCUCUCUCACUGUUUGUCCUCUGUUCUUUUCUUUCGUCCCCCCUGCAGUUGUCGUUGGCUCUGGAGGAAAAGUCGUCCCUGCAGGCAGAGACUCGCUCCCUGAAGGAGAAGCUGAGUCGCUUCGACGCCUCCACCACAGCCAUCACGGGCAAAAAGCUGCUGCUGCUGCAGAGUCAGAUGGAGCAGCUGCAGGAGGAGAACUACAGGUACAUGAAGUAAACACAGAGUGAGGCAUUCUGACAUUUUUGAAGUCUGUGUUUAUGCACCAGGAAAAUAACUAACAACAACUUUACUAUGGAGAAUCUUCAAUAGGUUUGAAACAAAAUUAGAUAAAUUCUGAUGACCCUAUAUGACCUUCGUGGGCAAGCAAGACCAUUAAUGUUAAGGUCAGGAGGUCUGAAGGCUUUGGAAAAACUGUUUUUUUAAAGGCCUGCUGCAUUUUUGUUUUUUGUCAGUUAUUUAAAGAAUUGAGAAUUCAGCAUUGUCUAGACGUAAUACGUGCAAACUGAAAUGUUUCAGCAAUUUUCUACAACCCCACUUCCAAAAGAGCUUGAGAUGGACACUUUGUCAAAUGUGAAGAAGUAUUAAUGCUCAGACUUUAGUUAGGUAUUGUAAAUUAUUAUUUUGAUUGAUCUGAGGUACUGGAUUCUAGAUUUUUCCUGAGCUGUAGGCCAAAGUUAUCCAAAUUUUAAGAUGUAAUCAAAAGAUAAUUUAAACCAUCAUCUUUUUGUAAUCAUUAUUAUUAUAACUAUUACUUUGAUUUAUUGUUUUAAAUACUUUUUUUUCUUUUGAGUUCUGUUAAUACUGUCUGUAUAGCUGUGUGGUUUGAUGUCUUACAUCCUUAAAAUCAUACCACAGUGUCUGUAGUCACGUUACUCUGCCGGGUCCAGUCUGAGACAAGGGGUAGAACUCAAACCCUGAGCCGACUGGAGCUGCCAGUGUCCAAUAAAAUGCUCUGUCUGUUGUCUGCCCAGAAUUUAGCUCUGGUGGGGAUGACGCAGACCAAAAAAGUAAACACCACAGUUAAACAGUUUUCGUGUGAUGCCACCAAACCGUUUCAACACGUGGAGUACUGUCCUGUUACUGAAUAUUCUCUCUCUCUCUUUUAUGGUUCAUAAAAAUAGAGAGGGCAACAAGUGCCUAAACAAAGUGUAUGUUGAUAACACACAGAUUUACUGAGCUCAUUCUUCACUACGAGGCAUCUCAUCCCCUCAGCUCAAAUCUGUAAAAAGUAGCCCUGUUUUAGGCCCUUUUUCUCCUUAAACAGGACACCGCAGAUAAGUUCUGUCUGGAGGAUCUGAAGGGUCUGGUGGUGCUGUAAAAGUUGAGAAGCUCUGAGAUGUAUGUUACACUCAAGCUUAUAAAGAUCACAAGACUUGUAUGUGAGUUUUGAAUCGAACAGGGCGCCACUGUGAGGGAUAAAGACAGGAAUGAUGUUUGUGAUGUUUCUAUGACCUUGUUAAUAACCCGGCUGCAGCAGAAUUCUCCUCUCUGAUCACAGAGGGUAAUGUCAAGACUGAAGUUUUUUUUUCCUGGAAUUUCACAAUGUGUUCUUAAAGUUGACCGAGUCACUCUCUGGUUUCAUGUAACUCUCAGACUGGAGAACAGCAGAGACGACAUGCGUGUGCGCGGAGAGAUCCUGGAGCGAGAGGUGACAGAGCUGCAGCAGCGUAACGAGGAGCUGACCAGCCUCGCUCAGGAGGCCCAGAACCUGAAAGACGAGAUGGACAUACUCAGGUGAGACCGGAGUCAGUUUCCCUCUGAAGUCUAACUCACUGUGUGGAGGCCUUCACACCAACAACCUGACAGUUUGUACUCAGCAAACUGAAGAAAGUCACGCUCUGUGGGCGUUGAGUCACAUGGACACAGAGAGUUUAGUGUUUUCUACUGUCCAACAGAGAAUUUCAGAUUAUGCAGCGACAAACAAGGGAAGACUGAAAACAUUGAGGGCUUUUUUAAAAUAAAGUUUAGUCACCAUCAACACUUCCUCCUACAUGUUAGGAAUCUCUCUGGGAAAAUACUAAACACUGUAAAUUCUGUUUUUUGUCGCCGAGUUGAAAAACCACAAGAGUCAAGACUGAUCUGAUCAGGCGUGUUUGGACUUUACCCCAAAAUGACGAACUAAGUGGUUUCUGUUCACACAUACAGCUCACCGGGGUCAUUUCAGGAACUUUUCAAAAACUUUGUGCGUCUCUGAAAAAGGACUCAAGUGGGAUGUGUGUCGUAAUAUUAAAAUCUCAGCAAAUUCUGAAACCAGUUAAACAUACAGCUGUGACAGUUUGACUUGAGUCUAUGUGUCUUAUUUCUAUAUUUGAUAGAAGUCGGUUUUCACAAAACCUUAAAAUUCACCAAAAUCAGCCCCACAGCUGGACAAGUUUCCCCUUUUUUUUAUAACCUCAUACAUGAGCUAUUUAGCUUCUUAUUCCACCCCCUGUAUGUUUGUAAUGUUAUAAAACUCACUGUCACACAUGUUGUCAUCUUGGAAUAGUUCCAUACAGAAGCAUGACUCCCUCCUGUUUGAGUAAUGUUUGCUUAAGUGUGCGGAGUCUUUUCCUUUCAAAACAAAACCGUGCACAUGGAUGUUUGCAUAGCUCGGAGCUGAGAGAAACAAACAGAAAGAGAAGUGUUUAGAGACAAACAGAAGCUUUGUUUUUGUUUUGUUUUUUUUUCCAGGGGGUUUUAUUUACAGGAUGAAAACUGUAGGAUAUCAGCAGCCUGUUCCUUUAAGCAGUAGUUCAUCUAUUAUCAAUUUCUCCUCACAGAAACAACUCCUACACUGCCCACACACAGACGUCCAUUCAGCUCCUCUCUGACAUCUGUGUUGUUAAUGUGAAUUUCAUGCAUUGACACUGGCUUGCGUCAGAGUUGUUUCAGUACUUAGGUACAUUUCCACACGGAUGUGUUUUGUUAAAAGUGAUAUUCCUGUUCUGGUACUCGACGCUGCCCACACUCUCCUCUCCUCCCCCUCAGGCACUCGUCAGACCGGGUGAACCAGCUCGAAGCGCUGGUAGAGACGUACAAAAGGAAACUGGAGGAUCUGGGAGACCUGCGCAGACAGGUGCGCCUCCUAGAGGAGCGCAACACCGUGUACAUGCAGCGCACCUGCGAGCUGGAGGAGGAGCUCCGCAGAGCCAACGCCGUCCGCAACCAGCUGGAUACUUACAAGAGACAGGCAAGCUGAGAGGAGACGGGAUGAGGGGGAGUGACACUUGAUAUUAACCACAGCCUGGCCUGUGCACGUGUGCAGAGAGUCUUGAAUUCGAUAAGAGAGCUGUUGCCAAUGCAGACUGUUGCUAUGCUCUCUGACUUGCAGGCCCACGAACUUCACACCAAGCACUCAGCAGAGGCCAUGAAAGCAGAGAAAUGGCAGUUUGAGUACAAGAACCUUCACGACAAGUUUGACGCACUGCUGAAGGAGAAAGAAGUGAGUCUGGAGAAGCACACAAUACUUAGAAAUGCUUUUACUGAGCUGCUUUAUCAGGAUCAGUUUGUAUGAGCGCUGCCCUUCAUCAGUCACACUACAGUCUAUUAAUAGACGCUCGGCGACCUCAGGAAAGCAAACUUAUAGUGGCUGGAAAACUCAUGUUAGGCCUCGUUUCCAAGAGUUAACAGAGGUAAAAAAUUUAAUGAAUUUUACUAAUGGAAACAUUAAUCUUCAGAAAUAUGCAUUAAGGUCUUUAGUUUUUAGAAUCGACUUAAUAAAAUCAGCCAGCGUUUAAAUGAAAAGGUGGUGGGGCAACUCUGAAAAACAGCAACCCAGUUCCUCUCUCUCGAACCUACACUGAUAAACUCGUGUCCAUUUUACCAAAGUGCUGAAGUAGAGCAGGAUAACAAGAUCAAAUUUAUUGAACAACUGAAACGAUUAAGGAUCCGUCUUUAUGUAACAGAGCUGACCUAACCAAAUGUGAGACAUAUUUUUAAAUUUUUUUAGAUUUGAUAUUUUAGACCUCAUCUUUAAGCAUCUUGCCUUUUAUAACACAUGACAUUUUUGGAUGUGAGAGAUGAUGAUAGCUGCCUUGUUUUGUUUUAAGUAUCAAAAUUAAAGAAGGGUGAAUGAAAACUGAAGCCUAAUUUUCCUUCUUGUCACGUGUUUUUUGUUUUUAAGCGUCUGAUCUCUGAGAGAGACACACUCCGGGAGACAAACGACGAGCUCAGGUGUGCGCAGGUACAGCAGCGGUGUCUCAGUGGAGCUGGUGAGUCUGUUCAGAUACAUUAUGUAGCUCCACAUCAUGUACACAAUGUUCAGAAUUUAAUGCUGGCAUCAAAUUUAAAGUGAGAAUACAUUUUUAAUAAAACUUUGAGACCCUUUAAGUCACAACUUUUGAAAUGUUGUCUUUGCAUUUAAACAAUCAGAUUUAAAUUCUGUUUGAGUAGCUUUUUUAAAAACAUACUUGUCAUGACGUCGUAGAACACAAUUCAGAAGUUGUGUAAAUUUAGAGCUGGCUGUUAAUUAACCUCGCACAGACCUGUACAGUCUCUGUAUUAACACGGUGUGUGAUGAGCAAUUUAAUUUUCUACAGAUUAAAACUAGAACAAACUGUUUAUAAAAUGUGUAAAAGUAACCAGCUGACUCUUGACCCCCUCUCUGUCUCUGCAGGAGGUUUGUGCGACAGCGAUGUCACAGUGGGAAAUCUGGCGGCAGAGAUCAUGCCCACUGAGCUCAAGUACGUCUGCUGUUCUGUGUCAUUUGUGUUUGUGGAGGUUUGUGUGUAGGUAGCAAACAAAUGUAAGCAUAGCAGAUGAGAUUUUCCUUCUAAAUCUGUAACACGCAAGCAUUAGUGUCACUAUCAGGAGCCCACUCGUGCCCUAUAUUAAUCUGCUGUGGUCGGGGGCGUAAUUGUUCCCUGAAAUAGCGACACAUGUCAGAGCGGAGCAUUUGUCUGGGGCGUUGUCGGGCAGAGGGCUCGGCCAACUGCCUCCACCAGCCGGUCUCUGACCCAGCUCAUCUGUCCUCUGCUUCUCUUGGCCUCCUCUUCCCCCCUCUCCUCUCUGCAGGGAGACGGUGGUUCGUCUGCAGAGUGAAAAUAAGAUGCUGUGUGUCCAGGAGGAGGCCUUCAGGCAGAAACUGGUGGCGGUGCAGGCAGAGCUGGAGGAGGCUCAGCGCAGCAAGAACGCCCUGGAAACUCAGAACAGGUAGGCGUGUGUGUGUGUGUGUGUGUGUGUGUUUAACAUGCAGUCCAACUGUCCAAGUGUGAAGUAAUCAUCCCCCUUCUAGGCCACCAUAUUGUGUGUUCCUGGACAUUAGGCUGCUUGUUUGGCUGAUGGGAGGAGUGAUAUCUGCCUAAAUGUCAACUCACCCUCUGGACUGAGUGCUCAGCGGAGCUGUGUGGGCUGGACUGGCGUACGGACAGCACAGCGCCAGAUUGUUCCUCGAGUGUGUGUGUGUAUGUGCGCGUUUACAUGGCUGUGGGCAUGUGGACAUGUGGGUGGACUGUGUGUGUGUGUGUGUGUGUGUGUGUGUCCAUGCAACACCAGGCCCAGGGUGUGGGAAGCCUCCUCAGCAACAGUAACAGGAGGAGAGGAGUGGAGUGAGCAUGCUCAGUGGAGUAGAGCUGUGAAUGGCCAAGCGGCACGGGGACAUGCACAACCGGCAGCAAAUGUCCCCAAAAUUCCCAUAAUGCUUUGCAAAAAAACCUCCACCCACAAUUUAAACUUAAUAACCCCAUUUGAAUCCUCAUAAUGAGCGUUUUUCUUUGAUCGCUCAGCAUUUGUCUUUUUACUUUCUUGGAGUAAGUUUUAAAGCUGCGCCUUUUACUCUGCUCUAGGGUUUGGCGAUAUGGAAAAAAGUUUAUCAUGAUAUAUUUUUGUCAUAUCAGUUGAUAUCGAUAUAUAUCCUGGUGUAAAAAAUGAAAUUUAACAGUGCUUAUUGGUGUCGGCUUCAUGUGUUUAAGUGCUAUGGUUGCGUGUAGCUGCAGCCUGCUGCUACCCAGUUGUUUGCUACUUGGUUCUAAUUCAGCACAUGAUUGGUUCAGCGCGACGCUGACCCGGAGCAACCCCUUUUCAUUGGCUAUUCGUGUAGUCUACCAAAACAUGGCAGAAUGCCGACUAUCAAAAAGCAUAUUGACCAUGUUUUAUAAUGAUAUUGAGGGAAAUUAAUUUUCGAUAUAUAUCGUUAUGAUUUUAUCAGCCCUACUCUGACCAACAUCACAGUCUUGACAACAAGCUAAUGUGCUUUAAUGGAGAAGUUAAUUCACGACUUCAUUCAGGGCAUAUGUUGCACAUGUUGUAUUGAAAGAUCGAUGUUCAGAGGAAAUAAUUUCUUUGGUUUUAAGGUGAAAUUUGAUGUAAUAUUUACUCAAUGAAACUAAAUGUUAAAAUAAGGGUUUAUACCCCUGGAUAGCAUCAUUUUUUGUUAUCAUUCACAGUCAUGACUUUAUAACAGACUAAUAAAAAACAAACAUGAUGUCAUCAGUUUUCUUUCUUUAUAUUUACUAAUAAGCAGGAAAAUCAAAAUCAAACAGUGUUUCUUUUUUUUCUCUCUUUUUCAAUCCAGGUAUAAUUCGCUCAUUUGAUUUUCAAAAUAAAACCAAAAAUGAAAAAAAAAGAAAACAAAUUGUUUCCUAAAUAUUCCUCUCUAAAACAAAAAUGUAAAAAAAAAAACAGAGCGGCUCAUUUCGGAUUUCUGUGUUUCUUCUGCUCAAAUUAAAAUAAGAUAAAUGGAUAACAACCGUUUUAUCUGAUUUAGACUUUUUCGUCUGCAGAAAGUUUCGUGACCCGGAAGUGAACCUAACUCAGAACCAGAAAUGGGCUGGACUCAAGAAUUAUUCAGAGCUCAUACAACACUGUUUUUUUCAGGAUGGCAAAAGCUGUGUGUCCAUGGAAAAUGAGCCGUUAUCAAUUUUUUCUUUUUCAUUUUAAAGACGAAUAUUUAGAAAACAAUUUGUUUCCUUGUUUUUUUAUUUUUGGUUUUAUUUUGAAAUUUGAAUGAAUGAAUGAUACACAGAUUUUUCUCUUCCCUAAAUUUUCUUUUGUCUUUCUUUUUUUUUUUUUUUUUUUUUCUCCCAGAUUAAACGAGCAGCAGAUCUCAGACCUGCGUGCUCAGGUGGAGGAGCUCCAGAGGGCUCUGCAGGAGCAGGACAGCAAGACUGAAGAUGUGAGUGAAGAGUUAAAAAAAAAUAUCAUCUCCACUGUGCGUAAAAUCCAAAUGUUGCAUGGCACACACUGAGUUCAUUAAGACUUGUGAUUUGAACACUCAUCUGUCGAGGACUGCAGUGAUUGUUCUCCUUCUUUGAUACAUGUUGUGUGGGAAUUUAACCCAUGUUUGCUGUGGUGAUCACUGUUAACGCCUGCCCCUCUCUGUCUCUCUCCGCCUGCCCCCUCCCCCCGUCGCACAACUCUUCCAAAAUCAGGCCAUCGUAAGUACGGCCCCCACCUGCUGUCCCAGUGGCUCAUGAUUUUACUCUGACAGCUUGACUUUCGCAGCUUAUACCCUUGUUUGUGUUUGCCUUUUAAGUAAGCCGCCACAUGUUAGUUCAGUGCGUAAUACGUAGACUUUAUUUUCUUCUUUGCAGUCGUCUUUACUGAAGAAAAAGCUUGAGGAGCAUCUGUAAGUACUCAGCUGCCUCUACUGAUCACUGAACAGUUAAGGAAACCAGGAGAAACUACACAAACUGAAAACACAAACUCAUCUCAUGUUUUAGGGAGAAGCUCCAUGAGGCCCACUCAGACCUCCAGAAGAAAAGAGAAGUCAUUGAUGACCUAGAGCCCAAAGCAGACGGCAACAGUACGCUGUUUUUUUAAAUUAAUGUACUUUUUAAAGCUCUUUUUGCUUUUUCUUCACCCUCACUCACUUAUUUUUUCCCUUCACAGUGGCGAAGAAGAUAGAUGAACUCCAAGAGAUCCUGCGCAAGAAGGACGAGGACAUGAAGCAGAUGGAGGAGCGAUACAAGCGCUAUGUGGAAAAGGCGAGAACGGUCAGUCCAGAAAAAAAAAAGACCAUUCUGUCCGCAGCAUGUGGCUCUAAGAUAAAAAUGUGAUGGUAUUUUUGUUCACAGUUGUAGCUGGAAAUGUUCCGACACAUCAAAAACAAGUUCAUAUGCUGUAGGGAGCACUGCGGUGUUUUCAAACGGUUCUAAGUGGCUCUGCGGAGUCUGGAAAGUUGUCUCAAAGGAUGUCACAACAUCGAUGCUUAGAUGGAGUUUGAAAAUGAAACAAACUUCAACCUGUUUUCAUCUUAAGUUCAAGAGAACGACAUUCAGAAGCAAGAAAAAAAAAAACAUGUCAAGUCCCAUCUGUAAACGGUUGUGGUGCAGCCUCUCCUUUCAGUCUCUGAGGUUCGUAGUUCUGCAUUUAGGCCAGUGCUGGUGCUCCACUUGUUGGCAUGUGUAUCAUGGAGCCAGUUCCAGUAAAUCGUUCAUUAUAUAUUCUAAACUUCUUCAGGUACAAGAAGGUGAUGCAGAUUUUCACAACAUUCAUUUAUUGAAAAAAUUCCUUCAGUGUGUCACACAAACUUAGAACCUCUCAAAUGUUCCCAUUUGUACCUGUGAACUCAUACAGAAGCUUUGGCAUCAAGUCUUCACUGAGAUCACGUUUGUUUGGCUUUACUCUGCCGCAAGCCGACAAGUGAGCGUCGGUACCAUCUACCAUGUUGUACAACAUGAGUAAUACAUGAGAAGUGCUUUUAUGAAUCACCAAGAGAAACUGUCAUGUGGAGAGGACAAGAAUGUACCACUCAGCUGGUUAGGAGUCACUGGUUUAGAGUUUGUGUACUUAUCUGAAUAUUUUCCACAUUGACAUGUUUGUGUUAUGAUUUUUUUUCACAGUUGAAAUUAGAACUCAAAUGAUUAUGCACUUAAAAAAAAAUUUAAUUGGUUUUUGGAGAACAACUUCUGUAACAAGAGCAUCUCCAAGUUUCCACAUAUUUGUUUUCUACAAUUUGAAAGAGGAGCUCAAUUCAACACAUCAGAUAGUUUUCUGUUUCUGUCAUGGAUGUUGGGAGUGCAACUGCAUAUCCAGAAAAACCACAAAAAACCUUUUCUUCCGGCUCACCGACAUCUGAUAAACUGCUUCAAAUCAUGACAUUUGAUUCAGCAUCAUCAUCAGGGGCUGCAAGCAAUUUAAAAAUUAAUCAAAAUUAGACGAAUGGAGUUCAGUGAGUUCAGCUCAUUUACAGCCUCUUCCUCAUCCCUCAUAGCCCAAUCUCUCUGAUUUCCAUUUCGGGUUAACCUUGAAAGUCUGAGCUGGAAAUGACGUCACUCUGAGUUGACGGCAAUUACAAGUUGAUAACAAAGUCAGGAAGUUUCCCCUGUUAUUGUUAGUUUAAUGUUCGCUUUGCCCAGCAGUGACAACACACUACAUGCUCGUUUGUGCAUGAAAGCAACACGACAACAUGUCCACAGAUAAAACUUGGACAAUACUAUCAGCGUUAUUGAUUAAAUGAAGCACAAAAGAUAAAAGUGCUGACAAACACUGUUUAAAGUUCAGAUGUUUUUCAGUUCAUGCAGGAGGCAACUGUCUUGAAUUUUGAGCUUCUUGACGUUUCUCCAACUUUCCGAGUUGAUAUUCUGGUUUAAGUGGGUGUUCAUGUGACACAUCGAGCAGGCAUCUCAGAAUUUCUGAGAUCAAAGGGCUCACCAUCUGACUGAUCUGCGAGCAGUGUAGUUGAAUUGUGGGUAAUGGAGGCACCAGCUUAUGGAGACAAAAAAGACUGAAAUUUAUCUGGCUUUGCAAAAUGAUUGAGGUGUGUUUCAUCAAAAGUUAGGGUUAGAAGAUUUACUCAAAGAAGUGAUCUCAGGUAAUGUCCUUCAUGCCUGCAGGUGAUCAAAACUCUGGAUCCCAAGCAGCAGCCAGCGACUGUGUCUCCUGACGUCCAGGCUCUGAAGAACCAGCUGUCAGAGAAGGAGAGAAAGAUCCAACAUCUGGAGGUGAACAUUUCCAACAGACAGAUACAGUUGCUCAUUUUUGUCAUUUUAGUUAAAGUCAUUUCACCCAUGCUCAGUCAUCGGUUUCAUUUUCUGAACAGCACGACUACGAGAAGAGCAGAGCCAGACACGACCAGGAGGAGAAGCUCAUCAUUAGUGCCUGGUACAACAUGGUGAGUGUGGAAAUACAUUCAGAAACACAGAGACGCUCUGAAGACAGUCGGUGAUUUACAACUCGGAAAAAUCGAGUUGGAGGAGUUUUGCCUUCUCUGUAGUAAAGCUGCUGCAGGCUUUGACUUCUCAUUCUUUUCUCUUAUUCCCUCUCUGCUUGUUCAGCCUUAGGUUUGGCUCUUCUGGCUUCCAUCACUUGAAACAGAAAGAGAAAAAGAGUCUAUGUCAAGAGGUUUUUUUACAGGAGUCUGAAUUUGUAGUGUGGAAAAUCGCAUCUUUCUUAGACGUGUUUAUCCAAGGCUCAGAAAAAUGUCCCUGUUCCCUCAUUCUCUCUCUCUCUCUCUCUCUCUCAUAUUUAUAUAGGAUAUACAAAUAAAGAUAUUAAUUCUGUAUUUUGUUGCCUGUGAAUGUAAUGGUUGUCUCUGGACAGAGCGGGACUCUGCACCUGUAUCAUUUUUGUCCUCCUUCUUGUCUCAGGGGAUGGCGUUACAUCAGAAAGUGUCCGGCGAGCGGAUGGGUCCCUCAAACCAGGCCAUGUCCUUCCUGGCCCAGCAGAGACAGUCCACUAACGCUCGCAGAGGCCUCAUACGACACCAGCCCAGAUGAAAACAAACAGAUGUGACCCCAGGACACAUGAAAAUCCAAGAGGGAGCUUCUCCUGAUCUCCCUUUUUGCCUUUUUAUAUUAUACCUCCACUGGAUCUCUGCACUGUAGAGAAAUCCUCAUGCUGCUACUGCCCCCUGCUGGCUCCUAACGGAGGAGAGAUGACGUGCUCAUCUGUUUUAAUGAACUCAGAGAAACGGAAAAGGACUGAGAAGAAAGAGCCUCAAAAAGAGACUGACUCACCUUUUAAGGUGAUUUUUUUUUUGUUAUUUUCUCUCAGACUCUCUUCUUUUUCUUUAAAAUCUGUUUUAAACCUUUUUUUAUCUUUUAUGUUAAACUCUUAAGAUAAAAUGUGAAUUAGUUUAGUCAGGGCUGCAGUUAGAGGAGAUUUGAGGGGUUUCACACUCACCUUUUAGAGGAGCUAAAGAAGCUCCAGAAGCUGCUCGGGAACUGAAAGAUGAGGUCUGAUGCAGCCGUUCGUACAUCUCAUCGGUUUGUUUUCAGCUUUUGUUUUUGUCCUUUUUCUGUUUUGAGUGAGUUUGAGUUUUUCCUUUUGAUCUGAAGGACUUUGUAAAGACCAUGGAGGUGUGUUAAUGGCUUUUCCCCUUUUUCUAUUCACUUAGGUAAAUUUCUCUUUAAUCCUAAUAUUCGUAAUAAGAAUAAUUUAAAGCUUCACUAGAUACACCAAAGCACUUUCCUAGAGGGUGGGUUCAUUCAGUGCCUCAUAGAAAUGAUGAUAGCAAACAAAUACUCCCUCUUUGGAUGAGAUUGAACUCUGAGAUAAUUAGUGUCAACCCCCUUUAUUCUGUCCCCUCUGACACAAGAAGCUUUAACUUAAAGGUACUCCCUUAAUUUGCCUCUCAAAUGUUAAUUUUUCUCAAAACUUUUCUCAUUUAUUGCCUGGAAAUUUGAUCAUUUCUGAGGAUGUUUUGCUCCCUUUUCCCAAAGAUAUAAACAGGGUGUUUAUCGGUAGGAUUUAGUUGCACUCUCCACUUUUUACUCUAAAAAUGAUUAAAUUAUUAGAGUUAAAAUGGAGUCAAACUGGAAAUCUAAAGCCUCAUAAAUCUGUCUCUUAGACUGGAAAUCAAAUGCACGUUAUGAUUGAGUCUGUAGUGAUGAAAACACUUUGAAUCAUGACUCAGUUCAAAGGCUGUCCUAAUGCUGUUCGACUUUAUUUUAAUGAAUCUGGGGGAAAUAAUUCUCUAAUAAGCUGAAAUCAUGAUCUUUAACAGGAAGUUGGGGGCGGAUGAAAAAGUUGUGGCUGUUAUAGAAGCGCACAUAUCAACACUACGUCUGCCUUUCUUCACCGCUAGUUAGUUUUUCAUUUUCAUCAGAUUUGUAGUGCUUUUAAAACCUGUUUCAGAGCUGCUGUUUCAUGACUUGUACUCUGUCCCUGUGGAUAUUUGUGCUCUCUUCUACUCAGACCAGACUCUUGCUGUUAAGUGUGGGGUUUUUUUAUUUUUACUUCUGUCCAUUAUUUGUAUCUUUGGUAUUUGGUCACUUUUGUUUCUGCACAUUUGCAUGGUUUGAAGGGUUUCGUUUCAGGUUGUGUUUGUAUCAUAAUGGUUUGGUAGAUUAUAGCACAGCGUACGUCACACAGGGAUCUGAGGCAAGUUUAAGGUAUGUAGUCCUGUCUGUUCUACUUUUGCACUACAAAUAAAUAGGAUCUUAAGAUAAAACGUGUUGGUCUGGAGUUUUAUUUACUGGUACACUCAACUGGUGCAGAGGUCGGCCAGUUUUAUACACAAUACUCUACGGGAUGAAAAACGAAAUUCACCAAACCAAAUCUCUCAUUAAACUCUCCUGUAACACAGUCAACCCUAAUCUGAUUAAGGCUGACUCCAGACAGGCUUGUAUAGUCUGGCUUUGUGUGCAGAUAAGUGAUCAAUGUACAGAGACGGGAGCAAUCUGUGAUAUAUAGUCUCGGAUUAUGGAUUGAAAAGCUCUGUUGCUCACCCCUCC
Xyrichtys novacula (pearly razorfish) is the source of this 21745-nucleotide messenger RNA. Lineage: Eukaryota; Metazoa; Chordata; Actinopteri; Labriformes; Labridae. The record is from the annotation of a GenBank genome assembly.